Microbotryum saponariae is the source of this 252-nucleotide messenger RNA. The record is from the annotation of a GenBank genome assembly. NCBI's taxonomy places the organism in Eukaryota, Fungi, Basidiomycota, Microbotryomycetes, Microbotryales, Microbotryaceae.
AUGGUCGCGCCCGAACUUCGCUCCAAACUCGACCCAAAAGCGACCCGCGUUCUCUUCACCGGCUACAACCUGGCUUCGAAAGCCUUCCGUUUCUACGACACAACCACCAAGAAGAGCUUCCUGGGCAGAAAUGCAACAUUCCUCGACUCCGAGUUCCCCGGAUUACAUGGCGACUCCUCCACCGAGCAAGACAUCGAUCGGGGACCCACUAGUAAGGCCGGCACAGACGGAGGUCUCAUCACUGUCAGAUGA